Molecule: messenger RNA, 2526 nt
Organism: Musca vetustissima
Lineage: Eukaryota; Metazoa; Arthropoda; Insecta; Diptera; Muscidae
Gene: Hsf
Product: heat shock factor protein
Exons: 10
Coding region: 1-2526 (841 amino acids)
Biological process (GO): regulation of DNA-templated transcription
Molecular function (GO): sequence-specific DNA binding; DNA-binding transcription factor activity
Source: RefSeq, a predicted model, not a curated record
AUGCACACCUUUGGUGAGACAGGGGCCGGGGUGCCGGCCUUCUUAGCCAAACUCUGGCGUUUGGUUGAAGAUCCGGAAACCAAUAAUCUCAUUUGCUGGAGUAAGGAUGGUCGAAGUUUCAUUAUUCAAAAUCAGGCCCAAUUUGCCCGGGAACUUUUGCCACUUAAUUACAAACACAACAACAUGGCAUCAUUUAUUAGGCAGCUGAAUAUGUAUGGUUUCCAUAAAAUCACCUCCAUCGAUAAUGGCGGCCUUAAAUUCGAUCGUGAUGAAAUGGAAUUUACCCAUCCAUGUUUCAAACGCAACUGUCCAUAUUUGUUGGAGCAUAUUAAACGUAAAAUUGCCUCGACCAAAUCCGUCGAUGAUAAAUCGGCAAUGAAACCCGAAGCCGUCAAUAAAGUUCUGCAAGAUGUCAAGGCAAUGCGCGGCCGUCAAGAUUCAUUGGAUUCGCGAUUUUCGGUUAUGAAACAGGAAAAUGAGGCAUUGUGGCGUGAAAUUGCAUCGCUGCGUCAGAAACAUGCCAAACAGCAGCAAAUUGUCAAUAAGCUAAUACAGUUUCUAAUAACCAUUGUCCAGCCGCAACGGAACAUGACAGGUGUCAAACGUCACAUGCAGCUGAUGAUCAACGAUACACCUGAUAAAAUGAAAUUGCGCAAGGCCAGUGAAUCGGAAUCGGAUUGUGGUCCAGUCAUACAUGAACUGGGCGAAGAGCUAUUGGAUGAGGUGUCCGAAGUCGAGCCGGAUCUUAUGACGGCCAAUAGCCCAUUUCGUCAAAAUUCAUCGACACCAACCACCACCGAGCCAGACAAUGCCACGGCCUCGCCCCAGAACAUUGAACGUCCCCAUUCAAGUGUCAGCUUGCUAUCAUCCCAAAACUAUGAUUAUUCCAAUCAAAGUGAUGAGGAUGUGAAUUUGGGUUACAUCAGUCCCGCAUUAAAUUCGACCUCAACACAAAAGGUCAAUUCCGGAGAUGGUGCAAAUAUUUUCUAUCACAUCACCGAGGUACCCGAUGCCCAUCCCCAGGAACCCCCACAGCCACCAAUCAAUUACAAUGAUGACAAUGUUUUGACCACACCCAUGGUCAGGGAAGAAAUGGCCCGAACCCAAAUGCUGAAGCAGAAAAAUCGUCAAAGACGUAACAACAAGGAUGGCACCAUGACGGAUUCGACAUUUUCCUCACCCAAGAGUUCGGGCAGCAGUAACAGCAGCGAUGUCACAAAACCCAAACAACAACGUUUACUAACACAACAACAACAGCAGCAGCGACAGUUAACACAGGCCCAAGAAUUGCCUCAACCCAUACAAAUAAAAUCGGAAGAUGAACCCAUGGAUCCCAUGAUAUUUUUAAAUGUUUAUCCCGACAGCAACAGUGGCAUGACUCCAGAUCCAAAUUUAAUCUCACCCAAUCUCAGUGAAGAUUCACGCCAAUCGACAUCGACAAAUGGUUUGGGCGGCGGAAAGUAUAUGCUACCGAGUCCAUCAAUAAAUCAGGCUGCUGCUGCCGGAGGUAGUGGUGGAUCAAAUUCUACACGUGUCUCACCCACUGAACCAAACCUAUUAACUGGCAGCAAUAAUGAUUUAUAUAAUCCAUCUAAUUUUAUUACCAGUGAUAUGCCAGCUGAAUUAUUUGAGGAUAACACCAUUAUGUCGACUGGAGAUAACAGCAAUUUCGAAGAUAAUUUCAAAUUGAGUCAACAACAACAAUUCGGACGCUCCACCGUUAAUAGCGGGAAAUUCUCUUCAUAUAUGGCUGGCAAUGGUGGUGGCACAGUGGCUACAGCUGCUGGACCCUCGACAUCAGCUGCCUCAGUUGGCUUAUUGACACAAAAUCCACAAAACGGCAACAAUACCACCACGGAUACCAAACCAUCAACCUCAAAAUUAUCGUCGUCAUCAUCAUCAUCAAAUGGCAAUAUGACCUUGACAAAAUACAAUAGCAAGCUGCCAUCCAACGAGGACAUUAUGCGGUUGAGUACAGCCUCGGAAGUUAGCGGCCAUUUGGAAAUCAUGCAAGACGAAUUGGAAUCGUUGAAGGAUCUGUUGCGCAGCGAUGUCUAUUCAUUGGAUCACAAUACAUUGUUGGGCUCUUUGAAAGGAUGCGACACCAGCACUCCGGCAACGGCAACCAUGACGGCCUCAAAUGCAAAUAAGAAGUUAAAUAUAUUAGAGAACAAUAAUAACAAUAAUAUAUUUUUGCCGCCAUCUAUGGAAGCAGAAAUUCUACAAAAGGUCAGCUCUAACGAAAAAACAAUGAAUUUAGUCUUGCGCCUGUUUAAUGAUUCAGAAAUAUUGGGCACAUAUGGCCUACAUUUACCCAAGGAUGGCAAUGAUCGUAAUGGUUCGGAAUUAAUGGCCUACCAACCAAUGUAUGAUCUGUCAGAUAUUAUCAAUGAACAAAGUGAUUUAGAUGCCGGUAACUAUUCAAUGAUGAGGCCGCAAAUAACCCAAGAACCAGAUAGUUCAACAAAACAGAACGAUGCUGCUCAGCCACCUAGUUCAGUUUUGAAUACGCCGAAUCAUGAAUGA